CAGUGCUCCAUCAGCAUGCAAGGAUAUACAAUGUCGAGGAUGCGUGAAUACAAGAUUGUGGUGUUGGGGUCAGGAGGUGUUGGAAAAUCUGCACUUACAGUUCAGUUUGUGCAGGGCAUCUUUGUCGAGAAAUAUGAUCCCACGAUAGAGGAUUCAUAUCGUAAGCAAGUGGAAGUGGAUGGCCAGCAGUGUAUGCUUGAAAUCCUUGAUACUGCUGGAACUGAACAAUUUACAGCAAUGCGUGAUCUCUAUAUGAAGAAUGGACAGGGCUUUGUUUUGGUGUACAGUAUCACCGCACAAAGUACCUUCAAUGAUUUACAAGAUCUCCGUGAACAGAUUCUCAGAGUCAAGGACACGGAUGACGUCCCAAUGAUCCUAGUGGGUAACAAGUGUGACUUGGAGGAUGAGCGUGUUGUUGGGAAAGACCAGGGCCUCAACCUGGCCAAGUCAUUCUCUUGCGCCUUCCUAGAAUCAUCUGCAAAAGCUAAGAUCAAUGUCAAUGAGAUCUUCUAUGACUUAGUUCGGCAGAUUAACCGUAAAUCCCCUGAGAGAAAGUCAAAUGGAAGGAGUAAUAAAAAGAAGUGUUGCCUUUUAUAAGGUUGGAUAUUUACUCAUUAUAAGACUAGGUAAAGAAUGGCUGGAUGUUAUGCCUUCAUCCUCUCAGGUGUAACUUGCGAUUUUGUGUUCUGUUGCCAAGACAUGCUGUAAAGUAAUCAUUCCUAGGAAUAUUAUUGAAGAGCUAAUGUGUACAAGUGUUUAGAAGUGAAAAGCAAAGUGAUUAAAGCAUAAUUUCUUAUCUCUACUUUAAAUACAAGUCUGGAAGUGUGAUCAGUGUGAGAAGGCAAAAAUCUUGCAUAUCUUGGUAAUAGAAACAAAAUUCACAGUAAAGAAAAAAAAAAGGCUGGUGCCCCACGCAAACUUGUUACUAUAUUACACACCAUGGAAUGAACGUGUGACCAGGUGGUGUAAUGAAGUAAACAAUUCACAUUA
Messenger RNA from Penaeus monodon (black tiger shrimp), 990 nucleotides. RefSeq names its product ras-related protein Rap1-like (gene Rap1). Gene Ontology annotation, biological process: Rap protein signal transduction. Lineage: Eukaryota; Metazoa; Arthropoda; Malacostraca; Decapoda; Penaeidae. Gene Ontology annotation, cellular component: plasma membrane. The record is from RefSeq and is a predicted model, not a curated record. Gene Ontology annotation, molecular function: GTP binding; GTPase activity; GDP binding.